This is a messenger RNA of Brachypodium distachyon (stiff brome), 1373 nucleotides long. Its product is annotated as vacuolar protein sorting-associated protein 22 homolog 1. Gene Ontology annotation, biological process: protein transport to vacuole involved in ubiquitin-dependent protein catabolic process via the multivesicular body sorting pathway. Lineage: Eukaryota; Viridiplantae; Streptophyta; Magnoliopsida; Poales; Poaceae. Gene Ontology annotation, cellular component: ESCRT II complex. The record is from RefSeq and is a predicted model, not a curated record. Bases 343 to 1101 code for a protein of 252 amino acids. The transcript has 7 exons.
CCUGCAUCUCACAUUCUCACACCUGACUACCUGAUCCCAAACUUUGCUUCGUUCCCCCGGUUCUCCCCCUUCUCCUCUCUCUUCCUCGCUCGCCGUACUCGCCAGUCCGGCCCGGCCCGUUUUUCUCUGACCCCCUCGCCGUCGGCCGGCCUCCCGUCGCCGCCAUCCGCGCUUCGCUGCUCGCCCCUCCACAGUCACCUAUCUUCUCUUCCCCAUCGCCGGCUUCGCCACACGCCCGUGCCCCUUUUAUCCCACCCCGCGAACACCACCAUCCAACCUCCCAUCCUCAGCAGCCGCGUGCCUCCGGGACAGGGUGGAAGAGCGAGCGCACCAGGAAGAAGCAUGAGGAGGCGACCCGGGAUCGCUGGCUUGCAGAACGCUGCGGCCACUCGCGACAAAUUCCGUCAGGUCGGGGAGAAUGUGGCCAAGGUCAGGACGGAUGUCAUGCAGGAGCAGCUCGCCACUUUCAGGUCUCAGCUCGAAGAAUUUGCUCGCAAGCAUAAGAGUGAUAUCCGUAAAAAUUCAGUAUUUAGACAGCAGUUUCAUGAAAUGUGUUCAAAAGUUGGAGUAGAUCCUUUGGCAUCUAAUAAAGGAGUCUGGGCAGAGCUUCUAGGGAUUGGUGACUUCUACUAUGAAUUAGGUGUUCAGAUUGUGGACAUAUGCAUAGCUACCAGAUCGCAUAAUGGUGGUUUGAUUGAUUUGCUAGAACUCCGCAAACUUCUUUGCCAGAAGAGAAAAACUGAUCUUGGAUCAUUAUCGUCAGAUGACUGUUUACGUGCUAUAAGCAAGCUGAAGGUCCUCGGUAGUGGUUUUGAAGUAAUUUCUGUGGGGAAGAAAAAGCUUGUGCGAUCGGUUCCUACUGAAUUGAAUAAGGAUCACAAUGGGAUACUUGAGCUAGCCCAGGCUAAAGGCUAUGUCACAGUAGAAGAAGUUGUGAAGGAAUUCUCAUGGUCAACUGGUCGCGCAAUUGAUGCCCUUGAAACUUUGCUGAAGGAGGGACUUGCUAUGAUUGACGAUGGGCACAGGGAUGGCAAGCGUAGAUAUUGGUUCCCGUGCGUCACCCUCACAUCCGAUGCAACUGGUGCUGAAUUGAAGUCAUAACCAUGUUCUGUAACAGUUCCAUCACACCGUUGUCCCCGUUCCCUCGUUUGUUUAUGAGGACUGGAACCAUCAGGAGCACUGACGGAUUACAUUUCCGGAUCUGCCGCCUGCACAACACAUUCCUGUGUAAGAAGUAUGGAUGGAACAACAAUACGCUUCUAGUACCUGCAAACGUAAAUUGUGCUAUUCUUGCUUCAGAAUUCUGUUUUUACUGAAUAUUGUGAAUUUUGGUGGUGAAUUUAGCAAUUCAUUUGGAGUGCUAGCCUUCUUUU